Kwoniella shivajii is the source of this 528-nucleotide messenger RNA. Its product is annotated as calcineurin subunit B. Gene Ontology annotation, molecular function: calcium ion binding; phosphatase binding; calcium-dependent protein serine/threonine phosphatase regulator activity. The record is from RefSeq and is a predicted model, not a curated record. Bases 1 to 528 code for a protein of 175 amino acids. Gene Ontology annotation, biological process: calcineurin-mediated signaling; protein dephosphorylation. Gene Ontology annotation, cellular component: calcineurin complex. Lineage: Eukaryota; Fungi; Basidiomycota; Tremellomycetes; Tremellales; Cryptococcaceae. The transcript has 7 exons.
AUGGGUGCAGCAGAAUCAUCGAUGUUUAAUUCCUUGGAAAAGAACUCAAAUUUUUCCGCUCCUGAAUUAAUGAGAUUGAAGAAAAGGUUUAUGAAACUUGAUAAAGACGGUUCAGGUUCAAUUGAUAAAGAUGAAUUUUUACAAAUCCCUCAAAUCGCAAAUAACCCUUUGGCUCACAGGAUGAUUGCUAUUUUCGAUGAAGACGGAAGUGGUACAGUAGAUUUCCAAGAAUUCGUAGGAGGUUUAAGUGCUUUUAGCAGUAAAGGUGGUAGGGAUGAGAAAUUGAGGUUCGCUUUCAAAGUAUACGAUAUGGAUAGAGACGGCUAUAUCUCAAAUGGUGAAUUAUAUUUGGUGUUGAAGCAAAUGGUAGGAAAUAACCUUAAAGAUCAACAACUUCAACAAAUCGUUGAUAAAACAAUAAUGGAAGCUGAUAAAGAUGGUGACGGGAAAUUAUCUUUUGAGGAAUUCACAAAUAUGGUAGCUAGCACAGACAUCGUCAAACAAAUGACUCUUGAAGAUUUAUUCUAG